GAAAUUCAAGAAAAUCAUUCUGAAAUUAUUAGUCCUGUCAUUUUAACAAUACUUUGUGGUCGAGGCUUUUUUACUGAUUUGCAAUAUUUUUCAGAUGUUUUAUUUCCAAUCAAAGAGGCAAUUUUGGCAGUUGAGGCAAAUCAUUCUACACUUGCUGACUGUUAUAUUAAUUUAGUAAAAAUUGUUAUGGCAAUUCAAAAUCUUCCUAUUGACAAAUAUAAAGGAUUUCACAAUGAAUGUAUUAAAAAAUUUAAUAAAUGGUUUGAAGAAUUUAAUGAUCCUAUUUAUCAACUUACAUAUUUUCUUCAUCCAGCAUAUAAAGGUCUUGAAUUAAAGUUUGGUACAUUUCCUUUUAUUGCAAAUUAUGCUAGAAAAUUAUGGCAACAAAUAGGUAAAUCAAAAGAAAGUUGUGAAGCUUUAAUAACACAAUUACAAAUUUACAAAGAGCAAAAAGAAAAUAUAAAUGGAAAUCUAAAUCCUUAUACUGCCCUCUAUACAAUUA
Messenger RNA from Cetraspora pellucida, 502 nucleotides. The record is from the annotation of a GenBank genome assembly. NCBI's taxonomy places the organism in Eukaryota, Fungi, Glomeromycota, Glomeromycetes, Diversisporales, Gigasporaceae.